Messenger RNA from Paramecium pentaurelia, 726 nucleotides. Lineage: Eukaryota; Ciliophora; Oligohymenophorea; Peniculida; Parameciidae. The record is from the annotation of a GenBank genome assembly.
AUGAAUUAACGAUAAGAAAUAAGUGCCAAAGAAAAUAGUGCAGAUUUUUCAACUACUUUAUAAGAGUGUAGAAAUGGUAAUGCAGCUGAUCAUUAACUAUCAAAAAAAGAAUAAUUUUCACUUAAUUGCACUAAACAUUAAGACAUUAUGAUAUAUAAAAAGAGAUAUCAAAUUGGUGAUAGUGUAUUAAUAAAGACAACUAAUCAAAUAGAAUAGAUUGGUUUAAUUUAAAAUUUUUAUGGUUAUUAACAAGAUGAUAAAACAAUAGUUCCUUUAGUUGAAGUUUAAUGGUAAAUAUAAGUUGUUUGAUUCUAGGUAUUGUACUUAUUAAGAUCUUGCAGACUCAAUUGAUAAAGACUCUUUUUCUGAAUGUGAAUUAUUCUUAACUGAGUAAACUACAAUCCUAUUUAUUGAUUGUAUAUAGUCAAAGUGCUUUGUAAUGAAUAUUGAUGAAUUUGAAAACACUGGAACUUCAAAUGCCUAUUUUACUAGAGCCAAAUACAAUACUAUAACUAAAUAAUUGGAACCACCUAUUACAUAAUGGAAAAAGGUAUGUAUUUGUGAAUAACCUUAAAAUCCUGUAAAAAAUUAUAUUUUUAAUAUAAGGAUUUAUUGUAUAUUCAAUGUGAUUAAUGUAAUAAAUGGUUUCAUUUAUCAUGUAUGGGAUUAACAUAGGAAUAAGCUAAUUAAAUGGAAUAAUAUAGUUGUAAAAUAUGUAAAAAAUGA